AUGGCUGCGAUCUGUCACUCUCUCUCGCGACGUCGUGUACCGCCUGCGGGCGCGAUCGCCUACGAGACACGAGAGAUGGAGUGGGGAUUACGAAUUGGGCGAAGCAGUCUCACGACCACUGCAUUGCCCAGAGACGAAGACGUAGACAGCGUCGAAGACGAGGCCAUCGUAGCACUGGUAAGAAACAGGGAAAGUACGAAUUACCACGACGGAGAGCGUUGA
This is a messenger RNA of Sporothrix schenckii 1099-18, 222 nucleotides long. RefSeq lists its product as uncharacterized. The coding region runs from base 1 to 222 and encodes 73 amino acids. The record is from RefSeq and is a predicted model, not a curated record. The transcript has a single exon. NCBI's taxonomy places the organism in Eukaryota, Fungi, Ascomycota, Sordariomycetes, Ophiostomatales, Ophiostomataceae.